GCUCGUUGGAAGGCGAGUUUGUUUCCAUAAAAUUUCAGAUAUAGAGAGAGAAAGUUGGCAAAACUGUAAGCGCUGGUAGAGAGAGAGAGUCAUGCAGAGAAGUGUGACACGGGGCUGUCAGGGUGAGGGGCUCAUGCGGAGUGGAAAUCCAAUUGGUCAGCAGCCAACCAUGACACCUUACUACCAUACUUGUCUCUUCUUCUCUUAUUAUGAUUCAUAUCUAUCAUUGGAAAUUUCGCUCUUCCCGGAUUCCUAUUCCUUUAAAUCUAAAUUUUUCUCGUACAUGCAUCAUUCUCUUUAUACCCAUUAUAAUCCCAUCACACACACUCAGAUACUCGGCAUACACACAAUUAGAGUGAGAAAAGAGGAGGGCUUGUGUUCUUUGUAGCAUCACACCUCUUUCAUUUUCAUCCAUUUUCAAAUUCUAUAUCCGUGUUUGGGUAUUGGGUCUGGAGGGACAUCCUACUUCAAGCAAGGCAGCCUUGGGUAAUUGGCCUCCAAAUAGAAAAUCAAUUGGCCAUGAUGCAAGGCCAAGAUAGCACCUCCUCCAAUGCACAUCGUGAAACCUUUUAUUUGGACUGCGGGUCCAAUGGCAUCAAUCUCGGAUGGGAUCAGAAUAAUGUAGUUCCAGUUGAUGAUUCCAUUCAUGAUAGCCAUCCUGUUAUAGGCUGGGUGGGUCAAUCUAGCUAUAGCAUAAACAACCAAACCCCUAUUCAGUUUCAAGAUGUAUUAGCUGAAGAUGCAUUGCUAUCUAACACUAACAGGAUGGAUCAAUCUACUUCCAGUUUGAUCACUCAAACUCCAGUUCGAUUUCAGGAUUUAUUAGCUGAAGAUGGUUUACUUUGUUCCCCUAUUGCUGGUGCUGCAACUGAUCAAAGCUUGGGAAUGUAUUUUGGGCCCAUGAUUGAUCCUUUUCCUCGUAGAAUUAAUGCAAGCCUGGAAAAUAGUCUGCAAGCAGGUAGGCAAUCGUCUUUGCAACAGGCUAGUUUUAGUGCGGUCCCUGAAAACACAGAUUUAAAUGAACCAUGUGAUGGCCAUGACAUCAAUGCAAAUCUGAAUAUUGCGACAGGUUUGUGUCUAAGUCCAUUCAAAAGAGGUGAAUUAGACGCUGAUCAGAAUCCAUUUGCCAGUGAUCCUUCUAAUUCCAGUCCACUCAUGAUCUCCUCCGGAAUUUCUGGGUAUGUGCUGGAAGAAAAUGAGUGUGGAGAAGGUCAAUCAUCAAUUGGUAGGCGUCUAUCCUGCAAAAGAAGAGCACCUGAAGAUGCUUCUGCACAACUUUCUUUCGGUGAAAGCUCAAGGCUAGCUCAACAACUUGUUACUACUCAAGAAAGCGUUAGUAGAAGAUUGAAUUUACCAACUCCAAUGGAUAAUCAUCCAAAUGUCAGGGCUUCAGAGCAAACAGUUGGUUUAGGUUCAGCUUUUGUCACACAUCAACCUUCUAGUACAGCAGGAAGUGGAUUUAGAGCUGGUGGUGGAGCCAGCUCUGGCAUCCAUCAAACCGUAGGGCUAGUAGGAGAAGCUGCACCCCACCAAAGAAAUACUCGUCCGAGAAGAACUGCAAAUCAACAAGAUUUUUUGCCAGCUAACUUGAUGGGAUGGACCAUGAGGAAUUCUUAUGCACAAUUACCUGAUCAAUCAGGUGUUCUUGUCCCAUUUGAUUGUGCUCUAAAUACUAGCUCGAUGACAGGAAUAGUUCAGCCAAUUCCUCCAAUGCAGCAACCUGUACAAUUUCCUUAUUCUUCAGAAACUUUACAGCCUUUGCAGUGGAAUGCAGUCACCAGGUCAAGAACCAGUCUGCCAUCUAUUUCGGCUUACGCUGUAAAUGGAGGUGAUGAUUUUCUUCUAGAAAACAACUCAAGGAACAAUCUGAGACAUGACAUGCUUCCUCCUUUAUCUCAAAGGAGAAAUUCGGAACACUUGUUAACAAGCCAGAACUUUGUCCCUGGGAUAAAUUCUCCUAGAAACACUGGUUCUGGUUCCAGAAAUGGCUCUAAUUCACAUGUUAAUCAUUUACCUGCUUCAUUUUGGUUUCUGCGAGGCAACAUGGCUCAGCAAUAUGCACAGAGAACAUCAGACAUUGUCAAUCAUGCCGAAUCUCAAAGGCAGAGUAGCUACUGCCCAUGGCAUUUGGGUUUUUCUACUGCUGGAAGAGAAAGGGAAUUAUCUGCUAGUGUUGGUAAUGCUAGGUCUCCUCAGAUGCGUCUUAGGUCAGGAUUGAGAACAUGGUUGGAGAGACAAACUGGUCCUCAUACUGAAGUGGCACUGAGCUCUUUGACUGCUGCUCAGAGGAGAAGAAGACUGGUUUCUGAGGUUCGCAAUGCUUUGGCACUCGUGCGCUGGGGGGGCUCCUUACAUUUUGAAGAUGUGAUGGUCAUCGACCGUUCAGUGUUGUAUGGUGUCCCUGAAGAGCCUGACCUGCAUGAAGAUAUGCGUCUUGAUGUGGAUAACAUGUCCUAUGAGGAGCUACUGGCCCUAGAGGAGCAAAUUGGAGAUGUUUCCACUGGACUAAGUGAAGAUGCUAUUCAGGCACAUAUGAAGCGGCAGAAGUAUGAAGGAAUUGCAACAGGAUCUUCCCUGGAAAAUGAACCUUGCUGUAUUUGUCAGGAGGAUUAUGUUGAUGGUGAAGAGCUUGGGAAGUUGGAUUGUGGGCAUGACUUUCACUUUUACUGCAUUAGGCAGUGGCUUGUCCGGAAGAAUAUCUGCCCCAUAUGCAAAAUGACAGGCUUGGAAGUUUAAGAUUGCUAAUGUGAGGGCUUCUUCCCAAACUAGAGAUCACAUGACCAGCUAUGGAGUUUCUCUCCUGUGCAUGGAUCAUUUUCCUUGGCAUCUUUGGCCUUAAAAGUUUGAAGGAAUUAUGAUCAAUAACUAUGUUCUUUAAAAAAUCCAUGUGCACUUUCUGCUUCUAUUUUUACUUUCUUCUACAUGGUGGGGCUGGCUCAUGCCAAUUCCAUGCAGUCUCAAGGUAUUGAGACCUAAAUUUUGGGGAUGGUAGAGUGCAUUGGCAUAUAAAUUUGUCUUUGUUGGAGUAAAAACCUUUAUUUGGACAUUUUUUCUUGGUUGUUGAUUCUUUUGCUAAAUUUAUUUUAUGCUGUUGAUAUAUCA
Molecule: messenger RNA, 3102 nt
Organism: Jatropha curcas
Lineage: Eukaryota; Viridiplantae; Streptophyta; Magnoliopsida; Malpighiales; Euphorbiaceae
Product: E3 ubiquitin-protein ligase MBR2
Molecular function (GO): ubiquitin protein ligase activity
Source: RefSeq, a predicted model, not a curated record